This is a messenger RNA of Onychomys torridus (southern grasshopper mouse), 2063 nucleotides long. Its product is annotated as endogenous retrovirus group K member 25 Env polyprotein-like. The coding region runs from base 72 to 1868 and encodes 598 amino acids. The record is from RefSeq and is a predicted model, not a curated record. The transcript has 2 exons. NCBI's taxonomy places the organism in Eukaryota, Metazoa, Chordata, Mammalia, Rodentia, Cricetidae. Gene Ontology annotation, molecular function: structural molecule activity.
CUCCCGCAGUGGUGGUCUCCCUCUGGGUGGUCUGCGGCAGGUGGCGCCCGAACAGGGACUUGAAGGACAGGAUGCCGACUCCCCCAUCUGGAUCCCAGAUCGCCUUAUCCGACCUGCAAAGGGAAAAGAGAAGGCGCAAGCACCGCUGGAGAAAGCAGCAGAGGAAACUGAUGACGGACAUGAAAAAGAUGAAGCUCAGUGGCGAAAAACCGAAAGUGACUUGGUCGCAGAUUCGACUUCUGACUCAGAACGCAAAGGAACUUUUAAUUAAACAGGGGAAACCCCUUACAGCUUCUUUUUAUUUCCUUGCCUUUCUAGCUUUAAUUUCCACCCCACUGCCGGUCACUCAGGGAAUUUCCUACUGGGCGUAUGUCCCUAAUCCCCCGAUUAUUCAGCCUGUAGGAUGGUUAGAUCGGGAGCCUAUCAAGGUGUUAACCAAUGACUCAGUCAGAUUGGGUGGAGCACAGGAUUCUGACGCUCGUAGCAGCUCCUCCUCCUUAAUAAAUUUUGAGGGCAGAGCAGAUUCGCUCCCAAUCUGCCUGACGCUGCAGGGGAAGGUGCCUUACGGCUGCUUUCCGACAUCUUACAGGACCUUCCUGACUGACAGCCCAGACAGGACAAACAUUGGUAAGAGAUGGAUGUGGGAGCUCCAGAUACAGACUUUAGGAAAUCAAUUGUAUAAGGAUAAUUUUACUCAAGUCAAUCUCAUUCCUAUCACCCCCUGUAUUCAAAAGUACCGGGAUAAAGAUCAAUUUUGGGAUUCUUCUCUGUCCAAAUUCCCAACAUGGUUGACUUGCGGUUUUCCAAAUGCAGCUACAAGGUAUAAACCACAGGGGUCGUCAGGAUCCCUCAGGAUAUGGGAUUACUCUAAUUCUAAUGAUAAGGAGGACACUUAUAAGAGUUAUCUAAAUACUCAUAAGGAAAAAUUUCAUAAUUAUGUUUUUGAAAGACAUGGAGAGCCUCUUAGGAGAUGGUUCUCUCCAGGCUUUGUAAAACCUACAUGGUUUGCAAAACAAGGCAACAUUACUAGGAGACAUUCUGGUUUGUUUAGGCUUGUUGCAGCUUCCAACAUGAUGCUAGAAAAAAGACCUAACCAUACUCAAUCAGAGGCCGUUGGCCUUAGAGCCUGUGUGUCUUACCCUAAUGCCAUGCUCUUAGCACAAUCUUCCUUUAUUAAUAUUACUCAGGAUGGUAAUUCUUUUCAAAUAAUAUGUAAUUCUUGUAAAUUGACUAAUUGUAUCACUUCCGCGGAGCCAAAAGAUCUAGGGACGGUUCUCAUAGUCCGGCGACCUCCAUUUGUCAUGUUGCCUGUAGAGUUGGGCCCUGAACCUUGGUAUGACAAUUCGGCCUUGCAAGUUUUAAAUACUUUAAAAGAUUUGAUUCGUCCAAAACGGUUUGUUGCUGCUUUGAUUCUAGGUAUUACUGCUCUAAUUUCGAUUAUUACUACCUUUGCUGUUGCAACAACCACAUUAGUUCAGGAAAUUCAUACAGCUCAUUAUGUCAAUACUCUUAAUAAGAAUAUUACUAUGGCUUUACUUGAGCAAGAAGCUAUAGAUAAAAAAUUAGAGUCUAAGAUCAAUGUUUUGGAAGAAGUGGUUUUGGCCCUAGGACAGGACAUUUCCAACCUCAAAACCACAAUGUCUGCUCGCUGCCAUGGUAACUUCAAAUCCAUCUGUGUUACCCCAUUGCCUUAUAAUGCUUCCCAGCCUUGGGAGAAGGUUAAGGCUCAUUUGCAGGGAAUCUGGCAUGAUACAGAUAUUACCCAUGAUCUGGCCUCUUUACAGAAAGAUAUUUCGGCUAUGAGUCAGGCUCAUUUGCAAAUAGGCAGAUUACAAGAUCUAGCUACAGAAAUAAAAAAAAGGAAUUAAGGAUAUGAACCCCAUAGAUUGGCUACAAUAUUUCAUUUUUAUUGGAGUGCUCAUUUUACUGGUAGUGCUUGUUGUUUUUCUUUUUCCUUGUCUUAUUAACUGUCUCUAUACUUCUGUGAAGACAGUGCAACAGGACGUGUUUGAGCUUCAUUUUAAAAACAGAAAAGGAGGAACUGCUACGCCUACAGCUGUGAC